GGGGGGAGGUGAAAGAGGAGGAGCUGGUGGAGGGAAGCUGGCGGACGCAGAGCUACCCCCUACCCAGCACACGCGAACACAUACAUACACAUAUACUCACACACACGCGCGCGCGCGCCCUCCUCAUCGCCACUACCCGCCGGGGAGGUGCAGAGAUGGGAGCAGCGCAUUUGCUCCUAGUGCCCACACCUGUCUGAGCGCGCCUGUCCGCCCGGGCGCAAAGAGCUGGGUCAGGGCGCAGGGAUGCGAGGCGCGGGAGCAGUGCCCAGCAUGGCCAUCAUGCCAACGCUCCUCGUCUUCCUCCUUUGUGCCAUCAGGGAAGUAAUCCCUUACAGUGCUCACUGGAAGCCUACUUGGCCAGCUUACCGAGUUCCCAUCAUCUUGCCUCAAUCCACCCACAAUUUAGACAAGCCAGACUUUGUGGCUGAAGCCAAAUUGGAAGUUUCAUCUUCCUGUGGGCCCCAGUGCCACAAGGUUUCACCUCUGCCAACAUAUGAAGAAGUCAAGCAAUAUUUGUCUUAUGAAACACUCUAUGCCAAUGGCAGCCGCACAGAGACAGAGGUUGGCAUUUAUGUCCAGCGAAGUGAGACAGAGCCCAAGGGCAGGUCUCGAAUGAAACGGCAGAUUUAUGGCUAUGACAGCAGGUUCAGCAUCUUUGGAAAGGACUUCUUGCUGAACUAUCCAUUCUCAACAUCCGUGAAGUUGUCAACCGGCUGCACUGGUACCCUAGUAGCUGAGAAACAUGUCCUUACUGCUGCCCACUGUAUCCAUGAUGGGAAAACUUAUGUGAAGGGGGCCCAGAAACUUCGAGUGGGCUUCCUGAAGCCCAAGGUGAAAGAUAGCAGUCGGGCCACUAACAUCUCCAAGUCAGCCAUCCCUGACAAGAUGAAAUUUCAGUGGAUUAGAGUGAAACGCACCCACGUCCCCAAGGGUUGGAUCAAAGGGAAUGCCAAUGACAUUGGGAUGGAUUAUGACUAUGCUCUUUUAGAGCUCAAAAAACCCCAUAAGAGAAAAUUCAUGAAGAUUGGGGUGAGCCCUCCUGCCAAGCAUCUGCCAGGGGGCCGAAUUCAUUUCUCUGGCUACGACAAUGACCGGCCAGGAAAUCUGGUAUACCGCUUCUGUGAUGUCAAAGAUGAGACAUAUGACCUCCUCUACCAGCAGUGCGAUGCUCAGCCUGGUGCUAGUGGGUCAGGAGUGUAUGUGAGGAUGUGGAAGAGACAGCAGCAAAGAUGGGAGCGCAAAAUUAUUGGGAUCUUUUCAGGACACCAGUGGGUGGACAUGAAUGGCUCGCCACAGGAUUUCAAUGUGGCUGUUCGCAUCACCCCCCUCAAAUACGCACAGAUUUGCUAUUGGAUUAAAGGAAACUACGUGGAUUGUAGGGAGGGAUGAGAAGGAUAUUUCUCCCCAGCAGCACUUAAUGGUCUUCAUUGUACUCAUUCUAAGAAAGGCCAAACUUUGUCUUGAGAGAGAGAGAGAGAGAGAGAGAGAGAGAGAGAGAGAGAGAGAGAGAGAGAGAGAGAGUAUGUGUGUGUGUGCACAUGUGUGCACGUACAUGCUUAUGGGAGAGUAUGUAGUGUCUGUGUAGAUAUCUAUGUAUAUGUCUGAGUGUAUACUUGUGUUUGCCCAGAGUAUGUAUUGUAGAGUUUCACUUAAAUCCCUAAAAUUAUAAGAUGCCUGGCUUUACUGUUUGAAGAUUAAUUUGUAUAUUACAUCUUGUGAGCAAUUCAAAGAAAUAUCUUUUGAUAGAAAUAAAGGUAUAGGGGGGUUCUAUUCAUGUGCUAAAUCAGUCUUAAAAUUUCCAAUGACUUUGGGUUUUAUCUAUCUAGACUUUCAUUAGUUUGUAUUAAAUACAUAGUACACAAAAGUUAUAAAGAUAUAAAUUCAUGCAAAUGUAUAUCCCUGGUCCAGUUCCCUAAAGGAAACAACUCAAUCUCAGUCUUCCUAAUGAGUGCAAGGACUAGAGGGGUGUGUGGUUAUGGUAUGUUGAACUUGAGGCAUUUUUUGUUAGUUCUUAGAGGAAUAAAAAUGAAAAAAAACCUGCUUAUAUUCAGUAUUUAUACAUACAUUCAAAUAUAAUUUAAUGGAAACUAGGAUCAUAGAAACAUAGAUUUAGAACUGGAAGGGCCUCAAAGUCCAACUUUUUUUUCUUAUCCCUCAUUUUACAAGUAAGAAAACUGAGGCCCAGAAAGAUUAAGUAAUUUGCCCAAAGUCACACAAGUGAAUGUUGUUAGAGGUAAAAUUUGAACUGAGGUCUUCUCUCAGACUUCUCUUUAGUUUAGAACUAUUUCCUUCCAAAAUGCCAUAUCCACAUAAUAUAUGGCAUUACUUGUCUUCCAAAUAACCUCAAGAAUAGGCAUGUACCACUUCAUUCAGUUCUUCCCACUUAACUGGAUUUUAACUAGAACAACUCCUCAGUGACAAUAAAUUUAGCAUAGUUCUCCUAAAUUGCCAUUGGUUCCCAAAUGACAAUGACUAGACACAAGAAGGAAUUAUUGACUCCUUCCCUUCACAAUCCCCUUCCCCACCAAGAAUAUCAACCAAAAUUUGUCAUCUUUUUUUAUUAGAAUAAUUUGAAAUUAAUUAAAAGCCAGGAAAGAGUGGGCACAAUGCUACACAGAUGUGGUGGCCAAAAUAAUUCUUUGGAUAUGGGCAGAUUGAUUCACUGAACAGAAAUUAUCUUUAGAUAGCUUUCUGUGCUUUAUAGGUCUGUAUUUGCUUAAUUUGUCCACACAUCGUUCUUUCACUUUCCUGACUUUUAUAGUGAAAACCCUUGGAUGGUUCAUUAAGAAAGUACUCCCAAUAGGACUUUUUAUUUAGUUCUAAAAGUGUCUGUUUUAUCGACGUGACCUGGAGCAUAUACUAUGUCAGUUAUAAUGGGGGUUUCUUCAGAAAUGAAAGGAUCCAAUGCAGAUAAGGAAUAUGCAAUCACUAAUGCUAUAAAAUAUGAUUAAUCACUAUAUGUAGUUGAGAGACUUUGACUUCUUGUUUACUAUUUACUUUGCUUGGCUCUCAACUACUACAGCUACCACUCAGGCACUUCCUGAAUGUCUGACAGUGAAGAAAGAAAAAUCCAAAGAGUUUGAUGCCGAUAGUCCUUCUACUUGCCCCUCUAGGUGUCAUUCCAAUGUGUUUUCUUGUUACUUGUUUGUCAGCACAUUCAAAUACAGCACUGUUGUGAUAGA
Messenger RNA from Monodelphis domestica (gray short-tailed opossum), 3182 nucleotides. RefSeq names its product serine protease 23 (gene PRSS23). Lineage: Eukaryota; Metazoa; Chordata; Mammalia; Didelphimorphia; Didelphidae. Gene Ontology annotation, biological process: proteolysis. Gene Ontology annotation, molecular function: serine-type endopeptidase activity. The record is from RefSeq and is a predicted model, not a curated record.